Lampris incognitus (smalleye Pacific opah) is the source of this 3507-nucleotide messenger RNA. Its product is annotated as ankyrin repeat and BTB/POZ domain-containing protein 2-like. The transcript has 17 exons. Gene Ontology annotation, molecular function: protein heterodimerization activity. NCBI's taxonomy places the organism in Eukaryota, Metazoa, Chordata, Actinopteri, Lampriformes, Lampridae. Bases 189 to 3275 code for a protein of 1028 amino acids. The record is from RefSeq and is a predicted model, not a curated record.
UCCCGAGGUUUUUUAUCUCUUUUUUUUUCGUUUUGGGAGUAAGCCGUUCGUUACUCGAAACGUAAUAUCUACACUUAAGUUGGGACAAAAGCUCCGAUUUCGAUGGGAACAACACUUUGUUUUUCCCAACCGCGCUCAAGUCGAUUCGCGCAUCUUUAAAACCUCAAAGCAAAAAAAAAAACUCCGCGAUGUCGAGCGAUCUCCUGAAAACCCUGGAGGACCUGAGUCUGGACUCCGGCUACGUGGCUGGUGAUUCGUGCGGGUCCCUUAGUCUCUCAUCCGACAGGUCGAGGCGGUCUCCGUCCAACGCGAACUCCCCUCGUCGGGCACCCCUCACCGGCUCUCUGAGCAGCAGCAGCAGCUGGGACACGGCGAGCUCGGCGCCGGAGGACCCAGCGGACGCGCUGGCCGAGUGUCCGUGUCUGCCAGAGGUGGAGGAGUACCCCUGGACGGAGCCGGAGCUGUGGGACGUCCUGCGUAAAGUCACCGGUCCGUCCGCAUCCUUCACCCGCGGCGCCGUCCGCCGCCUGUCAGCGCUGCUGCGGCGGGCGCUGCUGCGAGUCUGCCGCGAGGCGCGGAGGCUGAGCCGCCUCCACCGGCGGUGCGCACGCACAGAGGUGCACAGCGCCGUGAGGCUCGCGCUGAGCCGCGCGCUGGCGGAGCGGUGCGCAUCCGCCGCCGUCGGGGCGAUCUCCCUGCACUGCAUGAGCACCGGGACCAGACCGGGUCAACGGGGCAAGUCCGCUCGCUGCGGCCUGCGGCUCUCCGUGGGACGCUUCUUCAGGUGGAUGGUGGACGCCGGCGUGUCCGUGCGCAUUCACGAACACGCCGCCAUCUGCCUGGCCGCCUGCGUGGAGAGCCUGGCCGAGGAGGUGGGUGUGCGGGCUGUGGCGGCGCAGGUGAGGCGGGGCGGCACGGCCACCUGCGGCCCCGUCGACGCGGAUCUCCUGGAGGCGGCCGUCAACGACGACGCUGAGCUGUGGGGGCUGCUGCAGAUCUACGAGCCUCUGUUGUGUGGCAGAGAUGCCAGUGGUGAGUUAUCUCUACCAGCCUGCAUCAGUCCUUACACCAAGGUUCCCGAGGAAUCAGCGGCAAGCAGGGAGGAUGCUUACAUGGAGCUGGAGUUACGUGCCCUGGAACAGGCCCUACUGGCCACCUCUGUGGGCAGCAUCUCAGAGCUCAGUGAUCUGGUUUUCCGGGCGAUGCGUCACAUGCAGCAUCUGCACAGUAAAAGCUCCACCCUCAGCCCACCUAGAACAACAACUCCACCGUCUGUAUCCUGGGCCCCAGACGCCCUCCGCACACUCUACUACUUCCUGUCCAGCCCGCAGAUGGAAUCCCUAGAAAACUUCAACCUGGAGCUGCCUGCAAUGACCCUCAGCAGAGAAAAGCCCUUUAUGCUCCUUCCACCUCUCAUGGAGUGGAUCAGAAUUGCGGUGGUGCAUGCAGAACAUCGCCGCAGCCUGUUGGUGGACAGCGAUGACGUUAGACAGACGGCCAGACAGCUCCUCCCAGGGUUGGACUGUGAACCCAGACAGCUAAAGCCCGAGUGCUGUUUUCACUCAUUCAGGUCUCUGGAUGCAAAGGCUGCUUCAGCUAAGUUCCAGCUGGACCUGGCUUUCAGGAUGCUCUUGUGUGGUCGGGCAGACCUGCUCCCCCAGGCCAUGCAGCUUCUGGGACCCAAAGGACUCAACACCAUGGACGACCAGGGAAUGACUCCUUUGAUUUACGCCUCUGCAGCCGGGGAUGAGGCGCUGGUCCAGAUGCUUAUAGAUGCAGGUGCUGACCUGAACAUACAGGUACCAGGCUACUCUUCUAAACAUCCCUCCACCUACCCUGGUAGUCGUCGCUGGGUGGCCCUCACAUUUGCAGUGCUGCAAGGUCACCUCUCAGUGGCUCAGCUGCUGCUGGAGGCCGGGGCAGACGUGGAGGGAGGCGCCAUGACUGACGGUCAGGGGAGCUGUGCAGAAACUCCCCUUCAGCUGGCAUCUGCUGCAGGUUACUAUGAGAUGGUGAGCCUGCUGCUAGACCAUGGAGCAGAUCCCCUGCUCAGAGUGCAUCAAGGGCAUUCUCUUACAUCCCCGCUGUACGAGGAUAUGAACUGCUUCAGCUACGCUGCAUCACACGGACACAGGAACACCUUAAGGAGGCUGCUGCUGCAGCCUCAGCAGAAGAAGGAGGACAUCCUCUCUCUGGAGGAGAUCCUAGCUGAAGGAGUGCAAAGACAGCCAGAGGAGGAUAACGCUCCUGGCAGUCCUGGAUCUUUCCCCCAAGGCUCUGUCACCAGGCCAUGUAAGGCCAGAAUGAGGGCUCUCCAGCAGGCAGCCUACUUCAGUGCAGAGCAUGGCUACCUGGAUGUCACCAUGGAGCUCAGGGCGAUAGGUGUUCCAUGGAGGCUCCAUGUGUGGCUGGAGUCUCUCCAGAGAGCCCAGCAGCUGUCCAGGGAUGAUGUCACCCUGUCCCUCCUCACAGAGUUUCACUCCAUCCAGACAGAUGAGUACAGCCAGGAGCUGGUCUCCACAGGCAUACCGUUCAUGUUCAGCUUGCUCCUAACCAGCAAGGAUUAUGUGAUAACCAAAAGACUGGCGUCUGUGUUUUCUCACUGCUACGGCUGUGCCCCUGUUCCUCCUGUCCCAGCCAUGGACAUCACUCUGUCCACACAGCUGGAUGUUCAUUUCCUGAACAAUAAGGAGAUGUCCGAUGUGACAUUUAUGGUGGAGGGGCGUCCGUUCUUUGCUCACCGAGUCCUCUUGAUGUCGGCCUCUGAGAGGUUUCGGGGCCUGCUCAGUGAAUCUUCUGACAACGACAUCAUCCACAUCAGUCACAUGAAUUACAACACAUUUCAGAUGAUGAUGAAAUCUCUGUACUGUGGGGGGACAGAGGGGAUGACCAUAUCCUACUCUGAUGCCAUGAAGCUCCUGCCAGUGGCCAGCUUCUUCCAACUAAAGGGCCUAGAAAGGUGCUGCGAGAUCCAACUCUCACACAGUCUAACUCUGGACAACGCUGUUAACAUCUACCACACCGCUAAGCUGCAUGGGGCACCAGAGCUGAGGCGGUUCUGCGAAGGAUUCUUCCUUCAGAAGAUGGAACAGCUCCUAGAGAGAGAGGACUUCCACCGGCUGCUCCUAGGAGGUCUCAGUCGGGACCUUCUCUCCCCAGCGACAGACAUCUAUGGUGGGCCCUGGCAGGACGGACUCUCCCCCGUCCUCCUCAACGACCUGGAAGUCACUCUGGUCUGCAGACUGUAUACCCUCUACCCCACUUGUAGAGAGUAAAAUCACACCAGUUUUACCAUUCUAAUACACUGGCAUUGGGAUUAAAAUGCAUGGGAAUAUCAGCCAUACGCAGUAGCUUCACCUUACUCAAAUUAGUGAGAUGAUGUCAGCACCGACUGGGAGAAGAAAGGCUUGUGUAAAUCCUUCCAAAUGUCACUUGUUACAUGUGGGAAAUUAAUUCUGGGUAUGUAAGAUACAUGUACAUAUUUUCUUGCGAAUAAAUGUACUUUCC